Molecule: messenger RNA, 834 nt
Organism: Oppiella nova
Lineage: Eukaryota; Metazoa; Arthropoda; Arachnida; Sarcoptiformes; Oppiidae
Source: the annotation of a GenBank genome assembly
AGACGGACACAAAGACACAGAAGUGGAGGACUUGAGGACAGAGAGGACUCCAGUGAUCGACAUAUCCCUCAAACCGAUGCCUCUAAUGAUCGCCCGUUUGUCUGCAUUGAAGACAAUUGUGACAAACGAUUCAAACGGAAAUCACAUCUUAAUGGACAUAAAUAUUCCGUUCAUUUGAAACUCAAAAGAAUCAAAUGUGAUGUCGAGGGUUGCGAUCAGCGGUUUGCCCAGAAAGACGGAUUAAUCAAACACAAAAGUUUCGUACAUUUAAAAGUCAAGGCAUUCAUCUGUGAUGAGAAAAACUGCGGCAAACCUUUUGCGCGAACAUACGAUUUAAAUGUCCACAAACGGGUCCACUCGGGAGAGAAACCUUACGCUUGCGAUGGAAUGGAUUGCGGCAAACGAUUCGCACAGAAAUCACAGUUACAUCGACACAAAAAUAUCAUUCAUUUGAAACUCAAGUCAUUUGUUUGUAAUGAAGACAAUUGCGGCAAACAAUUCACCUCAAAAUCCACUCUCAAUGAACACAAAAAUGUCGUUCAUUUAAAGAUAAGAAAUUUUGUGUGCAAUGAACACAACUGUCAAUACAAAAGUGCCACAAAUAGUGAUCUAACAAAACACAAACGCAUUCAUACGGGAGACAAACCAUACGUUUGUGAUGAAGUUGGUUGCAAACUCGGAUUCACCCGGAUAUCGAGUUUAAAUGAACACAAAAAUGUCGUGCAUUUGAAGCGCAAGAAGUAUGUGUGCGAUGAAUAUAAUUGCCGACAAAAGUUUGGCCAAAGAUUACAACUUAAUCGACACAAACUCAUUGACAGCGGAGAUAAACCAUAA